Messenger RNA from Trematosphaeria pertusa, 1429 nucleotides. RefSeq lists its product as uncharacterized. The record is from RefSeq and is a predicted model, not a curated record. The transcript has 4 exons. Lineage: Eukaryota; Fungi; Ascomycota; Dothideomycetes; Pleosporales; Trematosphaeriaceae. Bases 235 to 1074 code for a protein of 279 amino acids.
CGGAAAGGGAUGAGCGCAUCGACAUCGCUGAUACGCCGGCCUCGUCGCUGCAAUGGACGUGCUCCGCACCACGAAUGUUUGGGGUCCGAUUUUGGGGUCAUUUCGAAUCUACUGUAUAUCCCGUUGGCGCCCACAAGGCUGAGGCUUUCCAGCCUUGCCGGUUACACCCACCGCGCUUCUUCUUCUUCUCCUCACACAAUUGAAAGACGGUCGGGUUGAGUCGUGAAAAGAGAAAUGGCAACCUCAUACGCGUCGUUGACGACAACCUUCAGCGCGCCGACGGCCUGCUGGACUGUGCCGUGGGCUGUAUUUGGGACUCCAGUUUGGCUCAAGCAAGGUGGCGAUCUGAACUCUACCUGCUUCCCGCCCGGCUUCGCCUUUUCUCCAGCGGAAACGGGGACGUUGAUCUACUCACCCGGUAUAUGUCCGUCAGGCUGGUCGAGCGCGUGUGAGAGCGAGGCCACUACCUCCGACACCACGCAAACCAUCGCCUGGUGCUGUCCUACAAACUAUGGCUGUGUCGUCAGAAACCCGGAUCACGACUGGGAAGCGAGCUUCGGCUGCGUGUCGCCCUUAUCGACAGUCGACCGGUCUGCGUACAAUAUCCCAGAUUCCGCGGUCGUCGUUACCAGUAUGUAUCAAAUGCAGGUUAUGAUAAUCACCGCAACACCCACACCUACAUCCACAACCUCCUCACAGACUUCCAUCGCCAGCCCCGCGUCAACAUCCGCACCUACCAGCUCACCAACCUCAACGUCCACCUCAUCAUCCUCCCCAACGUCAGGCGGCGGCAGCGGUGGCGGAUUGUCUAGCGGUGCGAAAGCAGGAAUCUCAAUUGGCGCCAUCGCAGGAGCAACGAUGCUCGCACUUCUCGGAUACAUUGCUUGGCGUCUCAGCCCAAAGAAAUCAAAGGAAUCCGGUUCAGCGAUGGAGUACGCGGCACCAGCGUACACAGACCAUCCGUCCGCUACGUGGUAUCAGCCGCCUGCGGAGAUGGGUGCUACGGAGCGGGCGGAGAUGGAUGCGGCGGAGAGGAAACCGCCGGAGCAGUUGUAUGAGAUGAGGGGGAGUUGAGGAGAUAUCCGAUCUUCGAUACCUAUCUCAUUUUAUGUUAGCGUGCGUGGGUGGUUUUCAUUGCACCAAUACCAAUUGGAAUUGGGAAGGUGUGGCUGGGACUGGUGGUCUUUUCCUGCACCGAUUCCACCCUGUGAGCUGGAGUUGAGCUGGAAUUUCGGGACGACUCCCGGAUGUAGGGCUUGCAAUUCAGCCAAUUAUUCGCUAUGUCGCAUUGCUGGUGUCUCGAGGUCCAAACCGGUGGGCUUGCAGUAGCUCUCAUCGAUCUAUCAGUAGUGUUUGGCGAGACAUUGGACUGGCCGGAGUAAGACCGACAUAAAUAGUCGGCGACUGAACUUAGUCUGCCGAGGUAUAC